AUGGACACCCGCGACACCACAGGUGCUGUACUUGUUAAAGAGAAUAUUGAUAAUUGCUGCCUGUACUUUCCUGCUGAGGUCGGUCUUAAGACAGGUUCACUUUACCGGACAAUAGAGGCGAAGGUGCAUGAUGGAGAUUUGAGGGGGGCGGUCCGUCUUCUCUUCUCUGAUUCUACUCUCGCGCCGGCUAAUGGGGACACACUGGAGGCUUUGGUCGGGAAGCACCCAUCACCUUCAAGGCAGCUGAAUUUUCCCCCUGAGCCUGAUCUGGCUAGUCCAUUCCUGACCGUGACGCAGGAGGAGGUUGUGGGCGCUUUGGGGUCCUUUUACAAUGGGUCUGCUUCUGGGCUCGAUGGUUUGCGCCCCCAGCAUCUAAAAGAGUUAACCUCGGUGUCGGCCGGUGAUAAUGGGGGGAAACUCUUGGAAUCUCUUACAAGGCUCUGUAACUUCCUUUUACGUGGCAUGGUUAAUCCCCAAGCUUGUCCGUAUUUAUAUGGGGCAUCCCUGUGUGCUUUAGCGAAGAGGGAUGGUGGGGUUAGGCCAAUUGCUGUUGGGAACACGUUGAGGCGCCUUGUUUCCAAGCUUGCUUGUCGUGCAGUCAAGGAGGAGAUGGCGGAAUUUCUUCAGCCGUGCCAGGUUGGUUUUGGUACGCCUUUGGGGUGUGAGGGAGCCAUCCAUGCAGUGCGAUCUUAUGCUAUGGCUCCGGAAAAUGAUUCCGGGGUUGUUUUAAAGGUGGAUAUUAAAAACGCUUUUAAUACUGUAGAGAGAGAUGUAAUUUUGAGGGAGGUUAGGGAUCGUGUGCCUUCGUUAUAUCCCUACCUUCAUCAAUGUUAUUUCUCCCCCACCAAUCUCUUCUAUGGCACUAAUCUGAUUGCAUCACGGGUGGGUGCUCAGCAGGGGGAUCCGCUAGGGCCUCUUCUUUUUUGCCUAGCCGUGCAAAGUAUUGUAAAAUCAUUAUCCUCCCCGUUAAACGUAUGGUACUUGGAUGACGGGACGUUAGGUGGUGCGCCAGAUGUUGUGUUGGGGGAUGUGCGGCAGCUUGUGCAGGCUUUAUCAGCCAUUGGCUUGCAAAUAAAUGCUGAGAAGUGUGAAUUGUUUCUUUGCAGCCCAGAUGCUAUGCAUUCCAUAGCUGAUUUUGAAGCGAUUUUGCCCGGGGUGAAGGUGGUGGAGAGGUCAUCGCUGUCACUCCUUGGGGCGCCGAUUUUUCCGGAAGGGGUUGGUCAGGUGGUCCAGGAGAAGACCGUGGCGCUUUCAGAAUCUAUGAAGCACUUGCAGCAUUUGUCGGCGCAUGUAUCUUUGGUGUUGUUGCGUAACUGUUUAUCAAUUCCACGCGUGACAUACACUUUGAGAACGGCGCCGACGUGGAUGCAUGGGCAGGCUGUGUUACGGUUCGAUCAGAUACUACAAAACGGUCUGGAGUCUAUUCUUAAUGUCAGAUUUGAGGAAUCUCAGUGGUGUCAGGCUACUCUUCCCAUACGACAUGGUGGUUUGGGGGUGCGUCGCAUGCAUGAUGUGGGACUUGUAGCUUUUCUGGCUUCCUCGCAUGCAUCGCGGGGACUAGUUGCGCGCAUUUUGUCCCUCAAUGAGGUCGACGUCCACAUGCCUUUUUUGGGUGCUGCGUUGGAUGAGUGGACUGUUCGCUGUUCUGGCGGUACGCGGCCGGACGACCUUGGGGCUCAGAGGUCGUGGGAUGACGUUUUAUGCCGUCAGACGUAUGAGCAGUUGCUGGAAGGGGCAUCAGGGGUAGAACAGGCUCGGCUGAAAGCGGUAGCUGCACCCGAGUCUGGGGCCUGGCUGCACGCCUUACCGUCGUCGCACUUGGGGACGUUGUUAGAUAACGAUUCCCUAAGGAUUGGUGCUGCGUUAAGGCUCGGGUGUAAUGUGUGCGAGCCACAUUUGUGCGUCUGUGGGGUUAUGGUGGAGGCGAACGGGCACCAUGGAUUGAGUUGUGUGCGGUGUGCUGGUAGGUUUCCUCGUCAUCAUGCGAUUAACGAUAUCGUUCGCAGGGCGAUGGUGUCGGCAAACCUGCCGUGCGUGUUGGAGCCCCAGGGUCUUAGUCGGACGGACGGGAAGCGGCCUGACGGUCUCACCCUUGUUCCUUGGGCUAAGGGGCGGAGUCUGCUGUGGGAUGCUACAUGUAUAACUUACGUGUAA
Cydia strobilella is the source of this 2154-nucleotide messenger RNA. RefSeq lists its product as uncharacterized. The coding region runs from base 1 to 2154 and encodes 717 amino acids. The transcript has 3 exons. NCBI's taxonomy places the organism in Eukaryota, Metazoa, Arthropoda, Insecta, Lepidoptera, Tortricidae. The record is from RefSeq and is a predicted model, not a curated record.